CCGUACUGAGGAAGGUUUAAAGUUGCUGAUCGCGGUUCUAUUUGAUAUCAACCCUUUUUCUUAUCAAAUAUCAUUUGGAAAAUUAAGUAAAACUUGUUUAAAAAAAUACAAUAUGAAAAAAUACGCAACUUCGCCCAAGAGGCUUUACGACGUUAUUAUUGCCGGUGGAGGGAUGAUCGGCUCAACUAUGGCCUGUUCUCUAGGAAAAAACCCAGCGUUCAAUCAUUUAAAGAUUGGUUUAAUCGAAGCAGCCCCUAAGCGUAAAUAUAAUCUUCAAGAUGUGCCUUUGAACCGUGUUUCUUCGUUAAAUCCUACGACCAAGGAUUUGUUGUCACGCCUCGGAAUCUGGCAACACAUACGCCGUUCCUGCAAAGUGAAUAACAUGAAGGUUUGGGGAUCUUAUUCAAAUGACAGCAUAAAUUUCGCCGGGAGCGAACAGGAAGUCCUGGCUUACAUUGUUGAAAACGAUGAAAUUAUCCAUGCCAUCACAAAAGAAUUAAACAAAUUAAACAACGUUGAUGUUAUUUAUGACGCUAAAAUUAAAACGGUCGAUUUAAACAGUAAAGAACGUCCGACGAUGCCUCGAUUGAUUCUUGAAGACGAUGAAAAUUAUUUGUGCAAACUGCUUGUUGGUGCAGAUGGUCCCACAUCAAAAGUGAGGCAGGCCAUGAAUGUUAAUCAAUUAAGAUGGAAUUAUAAUCAAUGUGGGGUGGUGGCAACGCUGCAGAUUCAAAAUGAACCAAAAAACAACACAUCCUUUCAAAGGUUUUUACCCCAUGGACCUAUUGCUUUGCUUCCACUCGAUGAAGAUCACAGUUCACUCGUUUGGUCGACAACGCCUGAAAAAGCAAAAUCGCUUUUACAGAUUCCCCCAGAUGUCUUUGUCGAUGCAGUUAACGACGCAUUUAACAAGGAGCCUAUAAAGAAUAGUACAAUCGACUCUCUGAACAGUUUGGCCUGCAAUUUAGUCAAAAUAUUGCCAGUAUCAAAAAAUUACUAUAAAUCGGAGUUGCCAAAGAUUUACAACGUCAUCGAAUCUAGUCGGGCAUUAUUUCCGUUAGGCUUUGCCCAUUCAUCAGAAUAUACAGUCCAUAAUGUAGUCAUUAUAGGGGAUGCAGCCCACAAAAUACAUCCAUUAGCAGGCCAAGGUGUAAAUUUGGGAUUCAGAGAUAUUCUAAUAUUGACAGAUGUUCUGUCGAAGGGUUUACAAGAAGGAAGACCUCUAGGUGACACGCAGGAUUUGAGGAUUUAUGAAGGACAAAGUCAAAAAUCAAAUGUACCAGUGAUGGCGGCCGUUGAUUUUAUUCACCACGUUUAUACAUCGAAUAAAGAACUUGUCCAGGCAUUCGGCAACUUUGGUUUUCGGGUUGCUGAAAUUCCUGGUAUAAAGAGUUUAAUGAAAAAUUUUGCCAGUUGAUCUCAUCUACCUCAGCGUCCGUACAGUCAUAUUUGAGCUACAAUCAAUUUUUGUUUAUAAAAAAAAAAGAAAAAAAGAAGAGAUGAGUAAUUAAACAGUUGUCAAAUAAAAUAUGUA
This is a messenger RNA of Cimex lectularius (bed bug), 1534 nucleotides long. RefSeq names its product ubiquinone biosynthesis monooxygenase COQ6, mitochondrial (gene Coq6). Gene Ontology annotation, cellular component: mitochondrion. Gene Ontology annotation, biological process: ubiquinone biosynthetic process. The record is from RefSeq and is a predicted model, not a curated record. NCBI's taxonomy places the organism in Eukaryota, Metazoa, Arthropoda, Insecta, Hemiptera, Cimicidae. The coding region runs from base 113 to 1417 and encodes 434 amino acids. The transcript has 10 exons. Gene Ontology annotation, molecular function: 2-octaprenyl-6-methoxyphenol hydroxylase activity; FAD binding; oxidoreductase activity, acting on paired donors, with incorporation or reduction of molecular oxygen, NAD(P)H as one donor, and incorporation of one atom of oxygen.